AUGCUUGCCCAUCACACGGACAAUGUGCAGAGCGUCAAGUGGAACCUGGACAUGACGAUAAUCCUCACCAGCGCGUCGUUCGAUGGCAGCCUCGUCGUGCUGGACGGCCGCGCUGCAAGCAAGGAACUUCUGGUGUCCAUGGCCGAGCACGCCGCACGCCAAUCGAGCUUGGUCGUAAACUGA
Aphanomyces astaci is the source of this 183-nucleotide messenger RNA. RefSeq lists its product as hypothetical. Gene Ontology annotation, molecular function: protein binding. The transcript has 2 exons. Lineage: Eukaryota; Oomycota; Saprolegniomycetes; Saprolegniales; Verrucalvaceae. Bases 1 to 183 code for a protein of 60 amino acids. The record is from RefSeq and is a predicted model, not a curated record.